CAGUCAGUGAGGAAUAUGUAGUUGGUGUGAGUGGUGUUUUUAUACGGAAAUAGAAAGAAAAUGUAAUUCGUAUAAGGUUGCCAAAUGAAUGCAACAUUUAGUAGUAAUAAAUAUAGUGGAUCGAAAUUAAUUAACUUAUUGUUGUAACCCAGUUAGUUUUCCAGUGAAUCCUUCCCAUGUUGGGUUGAAAUUAUGCUGUAGUUUAAGUGUUUGGUGUGUGCUUGAGAGGCGGAGGUGAAAGAAAAGUCGCAAAAUGGCGGAUCUAGAGGCAGUGCUCGCAGACGUGAGCUAUUUGAUGGCUAUGGAGAAAAGCAAAUGUACUCCAGCAGCCAGGGCCAGUAAAAAGAUUAUACUUCCAGACCCUAGUGUGCGGAGUGUAAUGCAUAAAUAUCUGGAGAAGAAGAAUGAAGUGAACUUCGAUAAAAUCUUCAACCAAAUGUUAGGCUACCUGCUGUUCAAAGACUUCUGUGAGACGAUGGCAGAAGAGCCCAUCCCCCAGCUGAAGUUCUACGAAGAGAUCAAACAGUACGAGAAGCUGGAGUGUGUGGAGGAGAGGAGGAAGUUGGCACGAGAAAUAUACGACAAUUUCAUCAUGAAGGAGCUCCUGGCGCAUUCGCAUGAUUAUUCAAAAGAUGCCGUGGCACAUGUACAGAAGUUUUUAAUGAAGAAUGAAGUUCCUGUUAAUUUAUUUGAGCCAUACAUUGAAGAGAUUUUCAAUCAUCUGAGAGGGCAGCCUUUCAAGAAGUUUUUAGAAAGUGAUAAAUAUACAAGAUUCUGUCAAUGGAAGAAUUUAGAACUAAAUAUCCAGUUAACAAUGAAUGACUUCAGUGUUCAUCGUAUCAUUGGGCGUGGGGGUUUCGGAGAGGUGUAUGGUUGUCGAAAAGCAGACACUGGCAAGAUGUAUGCAAUGAAAUGUCUGGACAAGAAGCGGAUAAAAAUGAAACAGGGUGAAACUCUGGCCCUCAAUGAGAGGAUUAUGUUGUCUCUAGUCAGUACAGGGGUUGACUGCCCCUUCAUAGUUUGUAUGACCUAUGCAUUUCACACACCAGACAAACUUUGCUUCAUUCUGGACCUCAUGAAUGGUGGAGAUCUGCAUUAUCACUUGUCACAGCAUGGAGUUUUUAAUGAACAUGAGAUGAAAUUCUAUGCAGCCGAAGUUAUUUUAGGUUUAGAACAUAUGCACAGAAGAUAUAUUGUCUACCGAGAUCUAAAGCCUGCUAAUAUACUGCUCGAUGAACAUGGACAUGUUAGGAUAUCAGAUCUUGGUCUUGCCUGUGACUUCUCAAAGAAAAAACCUCAUGCUAGUGUAGGAACACAUGGGUACAUGGCUCCUGAAGUACUCUCAAAAGGGACAGCGUAUGAUUCCAGUGCAGACUGGUUUUCAUUUGGAUGUAUGCUGUACAAGUUGCUCAAGGGUCAUAGUCCAUUCAGACAGCACAAAACAAAAGACAAACAUGAGAUAGAUAGGAUGACAUUAACAAUGAAUGUUGAAUUGCCAGAAUCUUUCUCAAAAGAUCUCAGAUCAUUACUGGAGGGGCUGCUUCAAAGGGACAUUGAUAAAAGACUGGGUUGUAAAGGAAAUGGUGCUGACGAGGUGAAGGAGCACUCGUUCUUUGCGGGACUUGAUUGGCAGCAAGUUUACCUCCAGAAGUACACACCACCUCUUAUACCUCCAAGAGGGGAAGUGAAUGCAGCCGAUGCAUUUGAUAUUGGCUCUUUCGAUGAAGAGGACACAAAGGGUAUAAAGUUGACAGAUGCAGAUCAAGACCUCUACAAGAACUUCCCACUAGUGAUCUCAGAAAGGUGGCAAGCAGAAGUGGCAGAAACCGUGUUUGAAACCAUCAAUCAGGAAGCAGACAAAAUGGAGCAGAAGAAAAAAGCCAAACAGAAGCUUAAGUUUGACACAGAUGAGAAAGAGUCUGAUUGCAUUCUGCAUGGGUACAUCAAGAAGCUGGGUGGACCAUUUGCGUCAGCAUGGCAAACACGGUACGCCAAACUGUAUCCAAAUCGAUUAGAAUUGCACCCAGAAUCUGGCAGCACAAAACCUGAACUUGUCUUCAUGGACCAGAUAGAAGAUGUCAGUGCAGAUCUUGUACAUCUCAAGAAUGAGCAGUGCAUUGUGCUCCGAACGCGGGAUGGCAAGAUUGUUCUCACCAACCCAGAUGAAAUAGGGCUAAAAGAAUGGGCACUGUCUCUCCGCUCUGCCCAUAAGUGUUCACUGGAGCUUCUGGGUAGUAUGGCAAAGAAAGCAGGCAAGAUAUAUGGCACAGAAAGGGAUGCAAACAAUAGAACUCCCUUCAUAGCGGCCAGGAACACCAAUGGCAAUUAGUAACAGCCAGAACACCUUGUGCUGCUGUGAUGGCAGCAUCAGUAACAAUUCCACUCCAGUAUUGCCUCGCUGCGCCCCUACAUGGGGCUUACUUCACGAGGUGACCAUGGAAUCCACAUGCCCCUUCCUUCAUCCCAUUGUGCCAAUCUCUGGCUGGUCUCAAGAAGAGAUGAAAUUAAAAUUAGGAUGCGGGUAUGAAAGCACCACCCUCCCAUCUUUGUUGCUAUCUGUAUAUCCAUUUUCUCCUCCCUUUGAAGUUCCAUAUGUGGUAUGGCCUGAUUUAGUAUGUGGAGUUUCAUCUUCCCAGAUUGAUGACACAAUGCAACCGUCAUCAUCAUCAUUAGUGUAUUUAAAUAGCAACUGCAAUAGUAAAGGAAGGUUUCAGCUCUCACCCUACCAUAUACUCCUCUCCAUUAAUACUGAAUGGAAAACUAAACCCUCUUGCAGUCUGUGUGUGAAUGACCAGAAUAACGUGUCUAAAGAAAGGACACGUUGCAGUCUGACGUACCCCCCCCCCCUCCCCAGUAGGGAAGGCCGUAAGCCUAUACAUACACAUGUAUGUGUGAGUGAGUGUUUUUAACGAGUAUCACGUGUCAGUGAUACUGCUGUAUCAAAGCAUGACAUUUUUGUGCAUAGGUGGUGAAACAUGGGGUAUGAAAGUAUUGUGUGAUUUAUUGUACAUAAUGCAGUAAAAUUGAUGUUUUCCACACAAAUAUUGUUUGUGUGGAAGAAAUGCCGUAUGCUUUCUGUUAAUGUGCGUAUGUUGGAUGUGAAAGUAUCGAGUUCCUGGUAUUUAUUUUCUAGACAUUUUGGUCUGAAGUGUUUUGUGUCUUGUGAUGGACAGUGCAAUGUUUAAAUUGUUUCAGAUAAAUUCACCAAGUCUGCAAUUUAAAGUCAGAAGGACAAAAGUAUUAUGUUGGUAUAAGAACAACAUAGAUGCAAAUCCAGUUUUUUUAUGAAGUAUUUUGUGUGUGACCACACCCUUCCCUGUGCCCUGUUAUGAGUCAGGUAGAGAAAAUGAAACAGAUGUAGGUUCAGGUGAACCAUUACAUAUGUGUAGUUAAAACUUAGAGUGUAUGUUAUCAGUUUCUGUGAAUUAGUUUGUUCUCUGUCUUUAUGUGCAUUUGUAGAUAUGUAUAAAGAAAACAAAAUGCUCUACCUUGCUUGCUCAUUUGCUGGCUUUUAUUAUUUUUAUUGUUAUUAUUAUUAUUAUUAUUAUGGAAAAUGAGUGCCCAGUUUCACAAUUAUUUAUUUACAAUAUUCCUGAAGUUUGUGGAAAAUCCAGAAUUCUUGUCACCAUUUUUCUCCUUACUAAUUACAAGCCCUUCUCAGCUGAGAUGUAUCACACUGUGCAACCAUGUUGUCAGUAAUGAUUGUUGCUCAUAGAAAAGAAUCCUACAUUUUUUUUUCAUUUGUAUUUUAUCAUGUAGUGUGUUUUUCACAUCUUGAUCAUGAUUCUGUGGCCUAUAACUGUCAGAUACCAUCCACAUUUCCUUGCAGUCUGGGAGUAAUUUUCCAUUAACUCCUAUGUACAGAUUUAGAAGGGUGUUGUGAAUUAAGCAUUUAAUUGAUUUUAUAUUUUGGCUUUUAAACAAAAGAAGAUAGUACCAGUCCCUAACAAGGUAACCGCUUGCAUUGAACCACAGGCCUUGAAGGAAGUUGUGGUGUGUGACAUCUGGAAGUUUGGUUUCAGUGUGAUAACAAUUGUAAAUGUAAGAAGAUAAUAAUCUGGUUUUCAGUGUGGAAGGAUACUUUGCAGAAAUAUAAAAAGCAUAAAGCACAUUGUCUGUUGGAUUCCUGCAGCUGUGAAAUAACUGUACUGCUUUGCUCCAAUGCCAUUUUGCACUUUAAUGUUAAGUGCAUUUUAAUUUGUAAUGUGUAACUUUAUCUUUCAGAGUUCAUUAUAUAAGCUUCAUAGAAUUUGCCAUCUUUAGGAUAAAUUUCAAGCAGAAGGAGAGAGUGGAUCUCACUUUGGGAGUAAGAGUUGGGUGUGGAGUAUGGUGCUAUCCAAUUGGAAGGGACCUUAUUGUCAAGAAAAAUGGUUAGAGAGAAAGAAGUGAAACCAGACAUAGAUCAGUUUGUAUCCUUUAUGCUUGAAGUUGUGUGGGUGUUCAACUGCUUUGAUGGCUUCCUUGAUAUGAUGUAGCGAUGGUAAGUAUGGAUGUUUUCUGGAGCUUCAGUUUUAUUGAAGUCUACAGUAUUUUUGGUCUUGGUGGAAUGUUCAGCAACUGCAGAUUAUAGUUAUAUAUUCAGAUGUGUCUGAUAUGUUCCAGUAUAAUAGUGCAGAUGGAAUGACUGAUUUAACCAAUGUAGACACUGUCUUGAGAGGAAGGAUCUUUUAAACACCCCUGCUCAUGGGCAAAGUAUGUAUCGAUCAGCAAUUGCAUUUCCAAGAAAGUCUGGAACAUAUCGGAUGCAUCAGACCGCAAAACCAGUGAUCAGCAAUAGCUAAACGUUCCACCAAGACCAAAUAUACCAUAUACUUGCGUAAAACUGAACACACCAUUCCCAGAUUAACAGGGAAGCUACUAAAAUAGGUGAAUGGCUUCAUAAGUUCAACUGUAAAGGUGGAUAGAAACUGACCUAGUUCUGGCUUCGGCUGUUCUCCCCAACUUUUCUUCACCAUGUGGCCUAUUCCCAUCAGUUAGUACUACACACCAUACCCUAGCCUUAUUCUUACUUCAUCCUACUUAUUAGUCCAGUCCUUCAACCUCGCUUUCGUCUUGAACAAGACAGCUGCAGUGCAUGCCGUAACAUUGGAGCAGCUUCGACAUAAAGCAAAGUUACACAUUAGAUACAGGCUGAGAAACCUGUUUUAAUUUCCUUGACUUCAGCAGUGUAAGUCUGUAGUAAAAUAUUCUGAAGCCUACAAAUUUUCUUUUCACUAAGAAUGAGGUUAGGUGCCUGCAAUUCCAGUGCUGUUUGCAAAAGUCUCCCUUUGCAGUGUGACAUUUAAAAUAUUUUUUAAGUUCCAGAAGUGCAUUAGUAGUCAGUUACAUGUUGCAGUCUAUCUCUUUGUCAUUAAUAAUAUGUAAAUUGUAAUUGGCUUGGCCUAUUUUAUAAUUUGGUACUUUAGUUGCAUUUCUGUUUAAUACAAUGCCAAUUUUGAAAAGGGUUGUAAAGUUCACUGUGCUGUGGUUACAGUCAUGAAUGGUAGGUGAGUGUGUACUGCACAGUUAUUGGAACAUAAAUAUAGUCUGAAAGAUAUCAUGCAUUUCACACAUCAAACGGUUACUAAAGUUGCGAUGAAAUGUUCUGAUAGUUUUUUUUUAAGUUCUGAUUCAGAGUUGUAUAAAAGAAGUACUACAUUAAUUUGUGUAUUUUUAAGUAUGGUGCACAUGAAAGCACUGUUAUUUGUUAAUGGAAAGUAAUAUUUAAUUUUAUGUUAGAUAUAUACAUAAUAUAUAUUUUGUAUUAUACCCUUGGUGUUGUAUGACAGCAGCUUCUGUUUUGAGUGUGAUUCAGAAAUGUUGGUAGGAAAAUGUAAUUAGUGACAAAGCUUCAACAGUGGACCCACUAGAGUCCAUAUGUUAGAUCCAUAUUUGUUUCACCUGUGUUGCAUUUUGCUGCUACAGAUCUAUAUGGACCUGAAUGCCAUUAACUAUCACAUCAAAAGGAAUUCCUGUGAACAGCCUAAAAAAUGAAAGAAAGUGCAGAAAUAAUUUAUAUUUUCUUUAUUCCUUCGCACUUGGCACAACGUUUUAAUGUUACUUCUUCAGACUUUGUUAUAGACAAUACUUAACUAAAAUAAAAGAGAAGGAAUGACUUCAGGUUCGGUGUACAAUUUUUUUUUUUUCUGAUUUAUGUUAUCUCAUGUGGAAUCAGUUGGUAGUAAGAACUGAGAAUUGAACGUUAUUUCCCAAAUGUUUCCACUUGGAUAGAGAUUCAGAACUGUUGAAUGAAUGUUUGUAUUGAACUUCUUCAAGGGUAAAUUGUUAUCCAGUGUCCAUUUCAAAUCCUAAUCUGCUCAAGUCAGAUAUAAACCAAUAAUAUGACUUUCAUGUAUAGUGGAAAGGCCUUAAACUCCACUGGGAUUUUCAGAUUUGAUUUCUCAGAAAUGUAUGUUAUUAGAAUACAGACAAAAGAGCACUGAAUGCAGAUUAUUGGGAUAAAUAAGAAAUAAUUAUUUGUCAUAUGACUGUACUUUUGGUUCAUGUAAUGUUUCGAGUAAACCACUGGCCAUAGAUAGCAUUAUGAUAAGUCUAUAGAUGAGUACUUAACACCUAUUAUUUAUCAUUAACAUGGUUAAAAUUAAUGUAUCACAGAGUUAUUCAGUUCUUGCUGUGAUGAGAGAUGGAAGUUGCAUCUUAAAAUUGCAUAAAGGUGAAUGUCAUAAAUAGCAGUGGAAUAUUAAAAUAUGUGGCAUUUAACUGAAAAGUGCAGACAAACUUUGGGCAUGAGUUCACAUACCAAAAUGAGAAUUAAUACCUAUAUUAACAUGUGUCCAGAAACGUUUAAUUUGUAGGUUAUAGCUAAAAAAAAUACUAUAUAGACAAUAACAGCAGGUCAGCAUUAAUGUGUUAAUAGGAGUUGUUUUAGGCUCACAAUUUUGCUCACAUCAGCUUACUGGCAGUAAGAUCAUGAAUGUGAUACAUGCAUGAUUGCACUCUUGAACAUUUUGUUUGUCAUGUUGUGUGAGAUGUUCCCAAUAACAAUUCUCAUAACUGAUGGAUAGGUAGAAGAGCACCCACAGCAUGGCACCCGUACUUGCCAGAUUUAUUCCUCUCAAUCUUUACCUCUGGGGACACCUAAAAACCCUUGUGUAUGCAGCUCCUGUUGUCAAGGAAGAGGCCCUUCUCCAUUGCAUUGCGGAUGUUUGUCAGACUGUCCGCGUCUAUCCCAGCAACUUUGAAUAGAUCUGGCAGUCCAUGAUGAUACAUCAAGGCAUGCAUUGAAUCUCAUGGAAGACAUUUUGAGCAUUUAUUAUAAAUGUACUCUUUCGGCCAUAACUCACAAAUCAAAUGUUUCUGGACACAGGUUGAUAUGGACAUUUUUUGGGGGUUUCAGUGUGUGGAACACAUUCCAGAAGUGUUGAGUUGAGGUCCUACAGUAUGAAAAACAUACUGUUUUUAGUUCAGGAGAUUAUGUAUCAAGUUUUGAUACUUUUAUAUAAACUUUGUUAUAUAUUAAAGUAUCACUUUUGUGCAUAUAAUUUAGAUAAUCAAAUGUUAUGGAGAACACACUAAUUGCUAGUAACGCACAGCUACACUUUGAUGUCAGGAUAUCAUUAGCAGGCUACAAACACCAUUAUUGGAACAUAAGUUAGCUGGAAUGUAUGCCUUAUAUGUACAUAGGUUAUAAUGAUACAUUUUCUGUCCUUUUAAUCAAUAUUAAUUAAUUUCCUAGCUGCUGCUCAUAGUAUGGCCAUCAUACACACAUAUAUAGGUACUGUACUGAGACAGUAAGUCAUGUCUAGAAUACUGAAGUUAUGAACUAAUUACAUGAGUUAUGAGUAUGAUUGAUUUCUGGAAACACAAAUUUUGAGCUAGAGAAGUUUUGGCAACUGCAUUAUACUGAGGUACAGUGGUAUGCUGCAUCUGGAACUGUCUGAGGGUGUGUCAUCAUCAGAUGGUGGCAUAGAUCAUUGUGUUGUUAGAACGUAACUUGAUUACAUUGGAAAUCUGGCUCAACACACAGGAAUUUUCUUCCAAAGUUUGCCUACUUAAGCUGUGAUGUACCCUUGGAGAUAUAUUAUACAAAGUUUUUGUGAUACUAAUAUUGGACAUUUAUGACCUAAACUUUCAUGUUUGUUCUCACUGUCACCAUGAUGAGAACGUUAAUAGUGCAUGAAACAAAUUGGUAAUCCUUAUAAUGUAUAAAAUAAGAUGCAUUUGUUAUUAUACUAAUGCCUUGGUACAGAUUAUUAUCAGAACAUUCUGAAGUGAGCUGUUGUGCCUAGUUAGGCUUCUGUGCUACUUUCAGUUUCAUAUUUCUGCUGCUGCAUGAUCAGUUCCCAAUGUAGUAUGUGUGUAUAUAGCAGUAUAAAACUUAAUGCUGCAUCAUGUUAAUAGAAGAGUGUAAAAAUAAAUCAGCGAAAUAACUCUGAUUCACCCCAGAUGGUGUAGGUUUGGAGGCUAAUAAUACAAACAUGAAGUGAUUACAGGUGCCUGUACCAAACUCUUUGGCAGGAAAGUAUAAAGAUUGAGUGUUACUAAUACCAAAGCCGGCCAUUGGACACAAUCCUAAACCAGUUCCACGUACCUCCUGUUCAUCUGUAUCCCUAAGAUGUAGCUUAAUGUCAGUUGUCUGUCUCCCUGGUCUUUAAAAGACCUGUUUUCAAUCCCCAUUGGAAUUCUGUAGGCAUUCCCCCCCAGCCAGGCUACAUGCCCAACCAAUUUCAAUAUCCUAAUGGUACUAGGUGACCUGUAUAAUGCAUGAAGUUUAUCAUCAUGUGCUUAUUUCAUCUUCCUUAGGUUAUAUUUUGCUGGGCCCUUUGCUGUCAGAUGCUUGUGAAUUAAGUUUUGGUAACCAUAUACUGUUUGACUUCAUGGAAACUUAUUUGUGAUUUCUUAGUCGGCUGUUUCUUCUCCACCACCCCACAGUACAGAUUAUAGAGGUCUGUAUGGACACGCAGUAUCUUGUUAUAGGCCAAGUACAGCAUGAGUUCAUUUGAACUGAAUAACUGUGGUACUUUUGCUCAUUAAAGUAAUCUUGCAACAUGUCUGGAACUUGGAGUUUUUGUACAUUGUAGUAUUUAUCCGAUAAUUCUGAAAUCUUUCACACAGUCAUAAGUUGAGCUGUGCUUUGUUUUGAACUGUAUUGUAUCUGUACUGUCCAUAUCGUUUAUUGCCAUAUAAUGUUCAAAUAUCCACACAGCAGCAUAACGUAAAAUUAAAAGAGGAUCCUUGUGGAAGGAGAGUAAGUGACUGACAGCAGUCAGAUGUGAUUACUGCUGUUAUAUACGUUUUUGUGACCAUGUUGAUUUGUCAUGUGAAACCAUUAAAUGCUGGUAUUUGUGUAAGUUUUCAAUUGUGCCUGUUUUUCAGGAUCAUAAGAGUGUGUUCUGUAACAGAAUUUGCCAUGUUUGAUCAUGAAGAACAGACUUGAGUAGUUUGUAUCAAACAUUGCUAGUAGAAAAGUAGAUGCUCUCUUGAAAAAAUGCAAAGCCAAAAGGAAACUUUUCUGUUUGUCACAAGGCAGAGAGUUGUAAGUGGCAUUAGAUCUUGGUUAUUAAAGAUUUAGCUUCUCAUUGCCUAACAUGACAAUGGAUCAUGCAGGAAGCACUUUUGAAAUACAGCUUGAAUCUUAUUCAGUACUUCCUAAGGAAGUGAACAAACAAAAUUGACCUGAGCUGUAACAGGAUGUAUACAGAGUGUUCCCAGACACAGAAAGUAACAGCCUGAAUGAUGGCACUGUCAGACAGUAUGACUUUUCUUUUGCAAUGUCAUAGUGUAUUGUGCCAUUUCACUAAGACCAACAAUAUUAUUCUAAUAGUAAUUGAAAAGUUCUCAGAGUCAAUGAUUUUUGUAACUUGUAUGUGUAAAGAAAUUGUUUUAUCAUCUUCUUGCCAGCUAUAUUCUUGUUAUUCAAUUAUGCAGAAUGUCAUUACAGAUGAAGCCUUAUAACGUUUCUUAUAGGCUGAGAAACUGGAAUCAUCCACAUAUUGUAUGUACUGUGAAAGGCAGGACCAUAGACAUCACACUAGUGAAGAUUUCUUGUGUGGUUUUGUAGGCCAUGUCCCAUCAUUUUGUAAAACCUUCGUAUUUUACGUGUAUUUCUGCGUAUUGUGUUCAGACAUAUUUUUCAUUACCAGUAGCAUUAAGGAAAGGCUAAUUGAAAAUCCACAGAUAAUGCAGUGCAGUUGGUUAUAUAAUGGAGAUCCAUGGUUGAAGUCAGUCAGAUGAGGAUGGGGUGGUGCAGGGGAUUGUAGGUGAAGAUUGAAAUGAAUUAUCAAAUGUUAGUUGUUGCAGUUGCUAUGAUCUUGUUACAAAAUUAGGUCAUUAAAUUUGUAGGACUACUUUAUUAAAGAACUGCUGACUCACAUACUUAAAUAAAAUUCCAGUUGUCAUAACAUGCCUUUUAAGAUGCUUUAAUACUAUGUUAAUGCAUACACACACAAUAUACUGUAUAUAUAAUGUCAUCCACUUAUUUAAUUAAGCAUUUGAUGCAAAUAUGUCAUCAUCAGACACCUUACCUUAUUCAUCUGUUGCCAUCAGCAGUGUGUAGCUGCCUGAUUUAUGUCCCUAAUACCAGGCUUUACUAUCAGCAUGGUAAUGUUCAUGUGAAGUAGUUAGUUAGAUAUGCAGCUUGUCACAGGUGGACAGGAUCCAGCAUGACAUUUUCUUUCUGCUUUGAAAUGGGUGUCAUGUUUGUUUAUUUAAGAAAGCUCCUUAUCUUUGGUUUUGUAUAUUUCUGAAAGUUUGCAAACUGUGAUGUGCAUGCUAAUUAGUUCUUACCAUGUAUUUAAAAGCUGCAUAAGACUGGUCAUAGGCACACACUGAUUCCGUAUUGCAGAUGUGCAUCCAGCUUGAAUAAAAGAUUAGAAGGAAAUCAAACAUAAACGUAAACAGUAACUAGGUUUCUUUGAUGUAUGUAUACUGCCAGUUAUUUGCUUUAAUGGUCAUUACAUCCAUUAUAUUCAUAGAAAUUUAAUUCUUCUUCUCCUUCUAUUUUCAUUGGCAUGUGAUUUACAAGUAGUUACUAUAGGAUUCUGACGAUGGUGUAUAACACACUGAUAUACUGGGUUUUCGGACUUUAUCCAUC
Cryptotermes secundus is the source of this 11032-nucleotide messenger RNA. RefSeq names its product G protein-coupled receptor kinase 1 (gene Gprk1). The transcript has 16 exons. Gene Ontology annotation, biological process: protein phosphorylation; regulation of signal transduction; G protein-coupled receptor signaling pathway. Gene Ontology annotation, molecular function: G protein-coupled receptor kinase activity; G protein-coupled receptor binding; ATP binding. Bases 254 to 2329 code for a protein of 691 amino acids. NCBI's taxonomy places the organism in Eukaryota, Metazoa, Arthropoda, Insecta, Blattodea, Kalotermitidae. The record is from RefSeq and is a predicted model, not a curated record.